AAAAUUUGCAUCCCACGAGAGGCAUGGGCUCGGAGCCCACCAAUCAGAUCCAUCACAGAUUCACGUCACAACUCUGUAGCUCUGGGCUUCUUGGCGGAGAAAGAGAGAGAGGGAGAGGUGGGCGUACCGCCACACUUCUCCAUGCCUCGUUUGAUUAGUAUUUCAAUUCCCCAGGUCGUAUUCCCGAGGAGACAAUGAUUAGGUAUUUGCAGCUCGGGGUCUCCCUCUCCCCUCUUCAAAAGUGGAAGACCCAUCUGCUCGUCUCCUCCCUGUUGGUACCAUCUACUUCCUCGGCUGCGUCACAUCUUGGGCUCUUCUCGCCUCCCCUUUUGCCUCUGAACAGGCGUUACUACAGGCACCAUCCGUUACAGAUGUCUUCCAGCUUCUCCCCAUCGAAUCAUGACUCCGAUAUCGCCUCCUCCUCUUCUUCGUCUUCUUCCACCAUCCUGACACCACCAAUGGUACACAAGCCAAAGACUAAAUUUUGUCAAUCAUGUGGAGGCCAAACUAAGCUUGUGGUGCCUGAAGGUGAAGAGAAGCUCAGAGCUGUUUGCACUCUCUGCAAUAAAAUUUACUAUGAAAACCCAAAGAUGGUUGUUGGCUGCUUAGUUGAACAUAAUAAUAAAGUUUUGCUCUGCAGACGGAAGAUUGAACCAUCAUAUGGGCUUUGGACACUUCCUGCAGGGUACAUGGAACUUGGUGAAUCAGCAGCAGAGGGGGCGGCUAGAGAAACACUGGAGGAAGCAUGUGCUGAAGUGGAAGUGGUCUCACCAUUUGCCCAAUUAGACAUUCCUCUUAUUGGCCAAAGCUACAUCAUCUUCCACGCAAAAUUGAAGAAACCACAUUUUUCUCCAGGACCUGAGUCACUUGAAUGUGCAUUAUUUGACCUCCAUGAUAUACCAUACGAUUCACUUGCUUUCUCUUCAGUUUACGUUACUCUGAAAAUGUAUGCUGAUGAUAUCAAGAAUGGAAAGAUCAAGUUUCACUAUUGCACCAUAAAUAAGAGGCCAGGUGCAAGUCCAUCGGAUACACAAAGCUUUGCAGUCUGCAACCAUUUAUGCAUGUAAAUUAAUUUUGCUACCGGUGUUAUGGUGGAGAUCUAUAGCAAGGAUGGUCAGCUCUGACACGUGCAUUUGAUCGUUAGUUCAGUAACCUGCAGGCUUACCAUGAUGAGAUGUUGGAAGUUUUUCUAUUGGUCUCCGGCACAAAAUUAGGUAGCUUUUGCCAGAACGUUGACUUUUUUUUUCCUUGAUUCUGUAAGUACUUGCACCAAAAUACAGCAUUCACAUGGCUUCUUUGCAGUAUACUGGCUUUCAGGGAGUUAUUAGACGUGGCUUCACUUUGGUUUUGGUAUAAGCAUUUACUUGUGCUCUUCCAUUUC
Nymphaea colorata (pocket water lily) is the source of this 1381-nucleotide messenger RNA. Its product is annotated as nudix hydrolase 23, chloroplastic. The record is from RefSeq and is a predicted model, not a curated record. NCBI's taxonomy places the organism in Eukaryota, Viridiplantae, Streptophyta, Magnoliopsida, Nymphaeales, Nymphaeaceae. The transcript is spliced from 7 exons. The coding region runs from base 195 to 1067 and encodes 290 amino acids.